Messenger RNA from Ochotona princeps (American pika), 1145 nucleotides. It is a transcript of the gene UTP23, whose product is annotated as UTP23 small subunit processome component. The transcript is spliced from 3 exons. Gene Ontology annotation, cellular component: nucleolus; small-subunit processome. Gene Ontology annotation, molecular function: small ribosomal subunit rRNA binding. The coding region runs from base 90 to 839 and encodes 249 amino acids. NCBI's taxonomy places the organism in Eukaryota, Metazoa, Chordata, Mammalia, Lagomorpha, Ochotonidae. The record is from RefSeq and is a predicted model, not a curated record.
AAGGUACUUCCUGUCGAGGAAAGCGGUCGCCGUGGACGCCGGUCGACGGCUGUGGCGCGUGUUCCGCUUCCUGGUCCGGGAAACCAGACAUGAAGAUCACUAGGCAGAAACACGCCAAGAAGCACCUGGGGUUCUUCCGCAAUAACUUCGGAGUCCGCGAGCCGUACCAGAUCCUGCUGGACGGCACCUUCUGUCAGGCGGCGCUGCGGGGCCGCAUCCAGCUGCGGGAGCAGCUGCCCCGCUACCUCAUGGGGGAGACGCAGCUGUGCACCACGAGAUGCGUGUUAAAAGAGUUAGAAACACUAGGAAAGGACUUGUAUGGGGCAAAACUGAUUGCACAAAAAUGCCAGGUUCGAAAUUGUCCCCAUUUCAAGAAUGCAGUGAGCGGGUCCGAGUGUCUGCUUGCCAUGGUUGCAGAGGGCAAUCCUCACCAUUACUUUGUGGCCACACAGGAUCAGAAUUUGUCUGUGAAAGUUAAGAAAAAGCCUGGCAUUCCCCUCAUGUUUAUUAUUCAGAACACGAUAGUCUUGGACAAACCUUCUGCCAAAACGAUUGGCUUUGUCAAGGCGGUGGAGGCCGGGCAGCUCGUCUCCACACACGAGAGGCAAAGCAUCGAGCAGCAGAAAGAGGAGCAGGGGUUAGUGAAAAGCCCUGAGCAGAGAAGAAGGAAGAAGCGUAGGAAAAUAAGUGGUCCCAAUCCGCUCAGCUGUUUGAAGAAAAAGAAGAAAACCCAGGACCCAGCGGCGUCUGCUUCCAAGAAGAAAAGGCCACGGAGGAGAGUCCGGAACAGACCCGCCUCCAGGGUGCUCUCCGAGAAGCCGGCUGCAGAAGGGAACUGAAGCUUGUGGGCUCCUGAAGACAUUCACAUGAGUUUAUUUCUGACUGUAAAGGUAUUCACAAUAAAAGAUGGAAUUUCUUUUGUAUAUGAGUAUUGAGACCUAUGAUUUUUUUCUCAGUUAUUACAAGAUAGAAAGAGUGGAUGGGGUUAGUUGUGUUGGGGUUCACUGACCCUGAUUGUUUUUCAGUGUGACAUUAUUGGGGCCAGUGUUGUGGCAUAGCACGUUAAGCCACUGCCUACAAUACCAGCAUUCCACAGGACUGCCUCUCAGGUCCCUGCUGCUGUUUUCAGUUCAGUUUCCUGCUAA